Paracoccidioides brasiliensis Pb18 is the source of this 441-nucleotide messenger RNA. RefSeq lists its product as uncharacterized. The record is from RefSeq and is a predicted model, not a curated record. Bases 1 to 441 code for a protein of 146 amino acids. The transcript is spliced from 2 exons.
AUGUCUCUGGACACUGGCAGGAAUCGGCGCAAACGGGGAUUUUCAUUUUCAUACGUGUCCUACUAUCCAGCUGCGCAGCGGCUGACAGACCAACGUCUCUAUCAGGCUAUUUUCAGGCGUUCGUUCCUGGUUGCAGGCGAUCUCGCGGCCAUUCCUGAGAGCCAGCCAUUUCUCCUAGUUACCAGUAUCGAGUUAUCCAAACUCUACUUUGAGGUUCCUUUUACCCUGUUGUCUCAAAGUUUUUCCCAUGGCUUUUCUUGCCGCUUUCCGCCUUCCUAUCAGGGUGCUGGUGACAUCACGACUCGACCAAAAAUCGACGGAGUAGCGGAUUGGUCAUGGGUUCUUCCCGCUCUCGGUGCCCGGGGAUACGUACGGAAGACAUGUCCGGCAUCCUCCAGGUUCACCUAUGGUUUGAAGGUCCACAAUGGGCUUAGAUUAUGA